This is a messenger RNA of Suncus etruscus (white-toothed pygmy shrew), 886 nucleotides long. RefSeq names its product chromosome 1 C17orf49 homolog (gene BACC1). The transcript has 6 exons. NCBI's taxonomy places the organism in Eukaryota, Metazoa, Chordata, Mammalia, Eulipotyphla, Soricidae. Gene Ontology annotation, cellular component: NURF complex; MLL1 complex. The coding region runs from base 112 to 687 and encodes 191 amino acids. The record is from RefSeq and is a predicted model, not a curated record.
CUUCCUGCGCGGGAGCUGGAGCGAGCGCUCGGCGGCCGCGCUCUCUCCGUGGUCCCGGCUCUCGUGGCGGCGGCGGCGGCGCGGCGUCUCCGUGAGGAGGCGCGCGGGGACAUGACGUCAGCCUCCACCAAGGUCGGAGAGAUCUUCUCGGCGGCGGGCGCGGCCUUCACGAAGCUGGGGGAGCUGACCAUGCAGCUGCAUCCCGUGGCCGACUCUUCCCCCGCGGGUGCCAAGUGGACCGAAACGGAGAUAGAGAUGCUGAGGGCUGCUGUGAAGCGAUUUGGGGACGAUCUUAAUCACAUCAGCUGUGUCAUCAAGGAACGGACAGUGGCUCAGAUAAAGGCCACCGUGAAGCGAAAGGUAUAUGAAGAUUCUGGCAUCCCUCUUCCAGCUGAAUCACCCAAGAAAGGGCCCAAGAAGGUGGCAUCUGGUAUCUUGUCACCUCCAGCUGCCCCUCCACCUAGCAGCUCCAGUACCCCUGAUGCUGGGGGUCCUCCUAUAAAGAAACAGAAGGCUGAUGUGACUCUGAGUGCUCUGAACGACUCUGAUGGCAACAGUGACCUGGUGGAUAUUGAAGGGCUAGGAGAAACUACUCCAGCCAAGAAACUCAACUUCGAUCAGGACAGCCUGACCUUGGGUUCUGGCCUUCUCAUGACCUCCACUGAUCCUGUUCUACUGUCUCGAUGAACCAUCCACCUCUGACCCCUCUCACUUUGCCCAGACCUGUGGAACACCUGGGACUCUUAUCAAUGCCUGCAUGAGAGAAAGUCAAAAGACUUCUGGGGCUUUCUAUCCUGCUGUUCUAUACAAACACCUGCCCUCUGAUCCUUUUGAUCCAUCAGUUGGAUAUUUUUAUAAAAAAAUUAAAUAAAAGAUUUCCCUCCCA